Molecule: messenger RNA, 609 nt
Organism: Manis pentadactyla (Chinese pangolin)
Lineage: Eukaryota; Metazoa; Chordata; Mammalia; Pholidota; Manidae
Gene: MDFIC2
Product: MyoD family inhibitor domain containing 2
Exons: 4
Coding region: 1-609 (202 amino acids)
Source: RefSeq, a predicted model, not a curated record
AUGUCAGAAACUGAGCUGGAAAAGACAAAAGCAAGAACAGCUGAGCAUUUUGAAAAUGAUAAAAAUAACAUCUCUUGGUUAAAGGAAGGAUUAUCCAGCUCAGUUCAAAAUCGUCUUGGAGACCCUGAUACGCAACUCACAAAUGAAAAGCACGCAGACGAGAAACCCAUUAAUGCUAUCAUUAUAAAUUCCGUAUCCGAAUUCAAUAUCACAGAUGGACCAGCCAAGGAAACCCCCAGUGAGAAAAAACUGUCAGAACCCAACACAUCACUGUCCUCCCUUGAAGAAUGCCAAACGAAAUUUUCCUACCUCCAAACUGAUACUUCAGUUCAUCCGAGAGACACUGAUGAGGAGUGUGCCUCCCUGGUUCUUGCCUGUCUGUUUGGCCAGUUCUGGGAUUGUCUCCUGAUGCUCCCCCACGCGUGUGAAACAGUGUGUACCAACUGGUGCUGCCCCUCUCACAGGUAUCACCACACCUCGGACGAAAGCCACUCUCGGAAUGAUUGCAACUGCAGCUGUGACGUGGACUGCAGCCUUUUUGAAUCCUGCCACGAGACCAGCGACUGUCUGGAGCUGGCCAUGGAGAUCUCAGAAAUCUGUUACCGCUAG